Molecule: messenger RNA, 368 nt
Organism: Rhea pennata
Lineage: Eukaryota; Metazoa; Chordata; Aves; Rheiformes; Rheidae
Product: ubiquinol-cytochrome-c reductase complex assembly factor 3
Exons: 2
Coding region: 61-312 (83 amino acids)
Biological process (GO): mitochondrial respiratory chain complex III assembly
Source: RefSeq, a predicted model, not a curated record
GCAGGCGGCCUGGCCCCCGCCUCCCCGCGGCGGAGGACGCCGCUCUAGCCGCGCCGCGCGAUGGAGGCGGUGCGGCUGUGGGGCCGGGCCCUCGUGCGGGGCGCCGCGCCCGUGGGUCUCGGCCUCCUGCUCUGGUUCGCCGUGGGCACAGGCGAGCAGCGACGGCAGGACACGCUCAAGGCCCUGCCUGAGGGGAGCCCGCAGGUCCUGGCGCAGCGGCGGCUCCACAACGAGCUGGUGAUGGCGGCGCUGCGGGAGGCGGCGGAGACGGACGAGAACGUGGCGCGGCGGCCGGUGCCCUGGAGGAAGUGAGGGUGAUGCCGGGCGCCCCAAGACCGGCCCACAAUAAACUCACUGGCUCCCGCGGA